Messenger RNA from Humulus lupulus (European hop), 861 nucleotides. RefSeq names its product protein argonaute MEL1-like. Gene Ontology annotation, biological process: regulatory ncRNA-mediated post-transcriptional gene silencing. The annotation marks the transcript as partial. The transcript is spliced from 6 exons. Gene Ontology annotation, molecular function: RNA binding; protein binding. The record is from RefSeq and is a predicted model, not a curated record. Lineage: Eukaryota; Viridiplantae; Streptophyta; Magnoliopsida; Rosales; Cannabaceae. Gene Ontology annotation, cellular component: cytoplasm.
UUUAAGGUGACCAUCAAGUUUGCUUCGAAGCCAGACUUACAUCAUCUGCGUCAGUUUUUACAGAGCAGGCAACUUGAUGCUCCUCAAGAGACAAUUCAAGCACUGGAUGUUGCUCUCAGAGGAGAUCCAUCGGAUAAGUAUACUGUUGUUGGGAGGUCAUUUUUUCACCUCACACUGGGGCGUCCUGGUGAGCUUGCAGAUGGCAUAAUCUAUUGGAAAGGGUACUAUCAAAGUUUGAGGCUAAUUCAGUUAGGGCUUUCUCUUAACAUUGAUGUUUCAGCAAGGGCUUUUUAUGAAACUAUAAGGGUAUCUGAUUUCGUUUUCAAAAACUUUAAUGUGAGAGACGAUCUAAGGCCAUUGCAUGAUCAAGUCCGGCUCCAGCUAAAGAAAAAUUUGAAAGGGGUUAAAGUAGCAUGCAGUCAUUUGCAAAAUACAAGGACUUAUAAGAUUACUGGGAUAUCGACAGAGCCACUGAACAAAUUAAUGUUUACUCUUGAUGAUAAGAUGACACAGAUUUCAGUUGCUGCUUACUUUCAAGACAAGUACAAAAUCAAACUCAGAUAUGUGACAUGGCCUGCUCUGCAAGCAGGAAAUGCAGCAAAGCCUAUUUACUUACCCAUGGAGGUUUGUACAAUUGUUGAGGGGCAAAGAUACUCUAAGAAACUCAAUGAAAGGCAAGUAACCAAUCUAUUGAGGGCAACCUAUCAAAGACCAAACGACAGGGAAGAAAGCAUUUGGCGAAUUGUUAAGCAGAACAAAUACAGUGAUCAUGAACUUGUCCAGGAUUUUGGAAUUAGUGUUGUAAACAAUUUGACAAUGGUUGAUGCUCGAGUUUUGCCUCCACCAGUGGUAUUUUUCUAA